Thalassophryne amazonica is the source of this 2923-nucleotide messenger RNA. RefSeq lists its product as uncharacterized. Gene Ontology annotation, molecular function: actin filament binding. Gene Ontology annotation, cellular component: plasma membrane; actin cytoskeleton. The record is from RefSeq and is a predicted model, not a curated record. The transcript has 2 exons. NCBI's taxonomy places the organism in Eukaryota, Metazoa, Chordata, Actinopteri, Batrachoidiformes, Batrachoididae. Gene Ontology annotation, biological process: actin filament bundle assembly. The coding region runs from base 43 to 2886 and encodes 947 amino acids.
GCCAAGGAAAUAUGCUCUGCCUGCUUGACACCAGUCUAUCCAAUGGAAAAAAUGGUGGCCAAUAAACUUAUCCUGCACAACAACUGUUUUUGCUGUAAACACUGCAAGAACAAACUCAGCCUUCAUAACUACUCAUCUCUUUAUGGGGAGUUCUACUGCAUUUCUCAUUACCAACAGCUCUUUAAAAGAAAAGGAAAUUACGACGAGGGAUUUGGACACGAACAGCAUAAACAAAGAUGGCUUACGAAAAAUAAAGAAAUAGAUGAGCCAGACACCAAACUGACUCUGAAAACAACCAAACGGAACUCAGACCGUCACAACAGCUUCAGAGAGUUUUCUGCAAAGUCCACUUUCAGACAACCGGGCUCUCAGAGUACUGCUAUUAGAGGCCGCCUGAAAAUCAUCUGGCCACCAGAGAAGAAAGACACAGGGAUUAAUCCAGCUCAGUGGAUGAGGGCACCAGCAAGGAAAAACAAGAAUCCUGUCUUUGGGAAUUCAGCUUCACAUAGUGAGCAUGAGAAAAAUGACAAAAUCCAGUUACAGAUUAGUGACAACAAGGAAACAAAACAAAAAGUGAACAGAUUGUCAACCAACUUUAUGUCAAGGGUCACUGGCCAAUCUAAGACAGCAUUUUAUAACUCAGCUCAUGAUGUUUCCUUCAAAGAAAUAAAACAUGGAAGGGAUUCAAGUAAAGACGGACACAUUCAUGAGAGCACAUCUACAUCUGAGCUGAACUGUUCCUCAACCAGUAUAUCAAAGGCUGAUAUUGUCUCAAACCAAAAAGCAUCAAAAGUAAAAAGCUCCAUUCAAACAUCUAACGGGCAGGAUGCAUGUUUUAAUAAAGGAAGGAAGUUUGUACACUUUGCUCCUGAUCCUAAUAUUGCUCAAAAAGGCCGACUGAUUUUGGAAGGUCAAUCAGAAGAUCACAAUAGCUUAGAUCAAACUGACCAUCUGCAAGUGAAUAAAUCCACAAGAAUGGCAGAUGUAGCUGGAAAAAAUGACAUGGACAAUUUACCAUCUGAGUGUGAGAAAACUGAGUUUGAAUGUGAAGGAAUCUCUAAAACUUCUGAACUUAACAGUUCAAAAGACAUGAUCAAUACAGUCACAGAGAAUGAUGGGAAAGAGGAGAGCAGGAAAGAGAUAAAGCAGUUGUGUGACAAAGUAGAAUGGGCUACUGAGUCACCCGACAUACAGAAUGUCAACAAAACUGAAAGGUUAAAUGAAACUGACCUGUUAAAUAAAAAUACAGUGACAGACCAAGAACCAUCCAAGAAGCUUGAUGUCAUAAACUCUGUCAUUCCAGUUUGUUCUGAAAGUCCAAGCACUCUGCACAUUCCUGCAGAGCAUAACACCAAAGAGAACCACAAGCUUGAUCAUCAUGGAGCUGAUUUGCAAGAGUGGGAUUCAGCAAAUCAGCAAGAAAUCACUGGCAGUCCGAAAAAAUCUUCAUCGAAAACAAACAGUGCAAAGCCUUUGGUGACACAAACAGAAAAGUCUAAGGGAAAAUGUGGAUCAUGGUCUAAGGGAAAGAGUCCUCUUUCAAAACUCUUCACAUCAAAUGGAAAUCACAACUCAGGCAAGCUUGAUUCCAAAGAUGCAAAGAAACAGAAUAGCAAGCCUACUGGACUCUUAGGAAGACUCUUUCGGAUAUCGUCCGAGAAGACUGAAGAUGCAGAUGAAGCAAAUGUCAUCAUUGCACGUGCCGAUGAUAAAACUAAAGAAGAUGUAGAUGCGACAAACGAAAUGCUGAAGGAAAGUCACACCACUGAACUCAAGCAGGUGGAAGAGGAUGAACAAGAACUUGAAAGUCACAUGACUCAGGACAAACCUGCUAACUGCAGCAAACAGGUGGAAAUUGAAUCAGCGGAACCAUUCAACAUCCACAAAACAGGUGAUGACAUAUUUUCCGUGCACACCAAAUCAUCAGCACCAGCACUAAUGUAUAUGAAUCCAACUGAUCUUUCCCAUUCAGAUCUACACAACACAGAGGCUCCAGAUUUGUUUUCUAAUGAUGUUGAGGCUGACUCUGCAGCCUGGCCUACUGCUGGGCAAACAGUGGUCCGGGCAUCCGAUAGGCCAAUUAAUCAGUCAGUACUCAAGAACAGUGAUGAUGAUAUCUUAAAUUACCCAUUUAUUUCUAAUUCUGGAGACAGUGUUGGUUAUGAACAUGCUGACCUUUUUGUCAGUGAGGUAAAUAUGGCUGAUUGUGUUCAGGAGCCAAACAAAUUGAUGGCUGCACCAGAUGGUAGGAGAAGAAUGCUUUGUGAAGGAACUCUUUUCAGCAUGGACCAUGAAGUCCCCAAACAGGCUUCAGAUGUUCUGGCUCCAUCCGACUCUUUGGUGAAGCCCGUUGGUGAUAUUUUUUCAGCAGCAGACCCUUCAACUGAUGGUUUUUGUCUGUUUAACUCUCAGCUUCAACCAGUGGAAAAUCCCCAGGUGCUAAUCACGUCAGCGCAGUCGCCCAUUGCAGGUCCAGUAAGUGCAAACAGCCAGACAAGAUGGCAGGGCGCUGAAUUUGACAUAUUCAGCUCAGAAGAAGGUCUUUUCACUGAUCCACCUGUUCUUCACCGAGGAACUAAUGCUUCCGCAGAUCAAAUGCCACUUCCUUUAGUUGAUGUCUUUGGAAUGAUUGAAAUCCCGAGCAGUACAGAUGCUCUGACAGCAUUGCCAGUGCAUUGUAAUGCAAUGAAUGAAUUCACUGGACCUGAUGCAUCUUUUAUUGCUGCUCCUUCAGCUCAGAUUGAUCUUAUUGCUGCUGGUAGUGUCUUAACAUCAGAACAAGAGAUGCUACCGGAUGCAUCCAUCAACAGUCUACUGAAAACAAAUAAUGAACAGCCAGCAGAAAAUAACAUCAACAGGAACUGGAUGGAUGAUUUGUUCGGAUAGAAGCAUUUCUAUUUUCAUUUAAUGGACAAUAUUAUAA